AUGGAAUGUGUAAGAGCUGACAGCUUAUUCUAUUCCUCACUGAAUGGAAUGAAUGGUUUCGAAAUACAUGAAUGUGAUUUGUUUGAGCAUGAACCUUACACGGUUGAUUGCUUAGAGUUAGAUGAACGACAAGGUAUUCUAGCUGUUGCUCGGCAUUCCGAUUUUUCCGAUAAAAAACGUGAUGGUAUGAUAGAAUUUUGGAAUGUAAUCGGCACACCAAUGUUUUAUGUUCGAAGCACAUUUCUUGGGAAUAAAACCGCCGAAUCACUGCUUUGGAUGGGUGAUAUUUUACUUGCAGCACAUCUCGAUGGUUCGAUAACAAGUCAUCGUCUUCACACGUCGGAAUACUUUACGAUUCGACUUACACCAACCCCGUUGUGGUGCCUGGUCUCAAUAAAAGGAAGCAUGUUCUGUGCUGGUUCCGAUUCAGGAGCUGUGUUAAUACUGUCUUUGGAAGAGAAUAAUCGUAUUGCUUUGAAUAAGACAGUAUCUAUUGGUUUUGGUACACAUGUAAUGUCGUUGGCGUGCAAUAGUAAUAUGAUCGCUGCUGGAACAAUGGAUGAAAUCAGUCUCAUAAGUGUGUCGAAACAACGAAUAGAGCAUAGAAUGAAAUUACCUCGGAUCGAAAAACGAAAACCAACUAUUGUUUGGUGCUUAUGCUUCAUUGGCGAUAUACUGGCAUCGGGUGAUUCACGAGGAUAUCUAACAUUUUGGAAUGCAUCAAAUGGAGCAUUUUCACAUUGUUUGCAAACACACCAAAGUGAUGUUUUAUCAAUAACUGUGGUGAAUGAAUCGCUCUAUGCUGCCGGUGUGGAUCCUACAAUUGCUCGACUUGGCCUUAAUCAGGAACGUACUGCAUAUCGCAUUGAACAUCGAAGAACAAUUCAUAGUAAUGACGUUCGAGCUUUGGUUGCAUCGAAACAUAUGACGGCUCUCUAUUCCGGUGGUGCCGAUUACUACUUUUGCAUCAGUAAUCGCUUUAGCCAUACUGAUGCUUUGAAAAAUAUAACCUGUAAUGUUGCGGUGGACGCGAACAUGUUUUCAUACCAGUACGAUAAUCGCAUUGUUAUUUGGAAAGCUGGUCAUCCCAGUGAAGUAACAUCGAAGAAAGGAAUUUCUUCUUUAGCAAAUGGUCCAGUCAAGUUAGCUCAGUUACGGUCACAUUGUGGAGAGUUCAUUAGAUCAAGUGCAUUUAACCGUGAAGGCAGUUUGUUAGCAGUUUCUACAAUUUAUACAACAACUCUUUACAAAUUGGAUCUCAACUUUUCGAAAGAACACAGUAUAUCUGUCCUGAAGAGAAUAAAUAUUUGUGGAACAGGAUUGCUCUUUACAUCAACAUCUUUGUUUGUUGCAUCCGGAUGCCUUAGGAUAUCUAGCUUACCAAUUUGUGAUUCUAUACCAGAAUAUCCGGAUAUAAUCGCUGAAAGAGACAAUGCCGGUGAGGUAGUUCGAUUACACCCUAAUAUGACUGAAACGUCACUUAUAUUUCUCACAGCGCGAAAUGAAAUUUUUAUUCUGGAAAUUCGCAAAAAGACGUUACGGAAGUUGGAAAUUCCCGGCACAAACGUUUACAUCGAUGUUCAAUUUAUUAAUUUUGCCUCGCUCUAUAUUCUCUGUGCUGAUAGAAAACGCACACUUAUCGAGUAUGACACCGAUACAAACAUUCUUAGUGACAAUACAAUUUCAACAGAAGCAUUAUGCAUGUUACCUGAUGAAUUCGUUUUACAAAUGGAUUGCAAUAAUUCAAAUGGUGUUGUUUUGAGUGGUUCACGAGGCAGUUUUCGAGUUAUUGGGCUCAUUAAUGGAAAACGAGUACUGCUAUAUGGACCAGAAGCAUGUGCAUUGAAGAAAGUGGAAGGAGACGAUGGAGUAUGCUUGAUGCGUAGAGAUCGAUGCGUCCAGGCCUGUUGGUUAUCAGCUCGAAAAUUGCUCUUCACGACUCCGAUUAUGCUUGCCGAACCUUCCCAAACUGCUUUUCGACUUAAACGUUACGGCCUAAAUUGA
Messenger RNA from Cercopithifilaria johnstoni, 2004 nucleotides. The record is from the annotation of a GenBank genome assembly. NCBI's taxonomy places the organism in Eukaryota, Metazoa, Nematoda, Chromadorea, Rhabditida, Onchocercidae.